Messenger RNA from Aspergillus tubingensis, 2106 nucleotides. RefSeq lists its product as uncharacterized. The record is from RefSeq and is a predicted model, not a curated record. Bases 1 to 2106 code for a protein of 701 amino acids. Lineage: Eukaryota; Fungi; Ascomycota; Eurotiomycetes; Eurotiales; Aspergillaceae. The transcript has a single exon.
AUGCUGCCCAGGGUUGUUGGUCUCAUUCUCCUGCUUCUUCUGGCAUCCAAUGUUCAAGCCUUCAGUACAUUCCACACAAAUUGCACGCUUCCGCCCCAACAGACCAGUUUCGUGUCAGCCCCAAAUACCCGUGGCACCUUGCAAAUCCUUUGGUCGUCCCUAUUCACCAUUCUCGCCUGCACUUGGACUGUGCUUCAUCUCAACGUCCCUGAAUAUGUACCGAAACCGGACAUAAAGGACUUUAAAAAAUGGCUUAAAUGGAUGGUGGACAAAUAUCAACAUCCAACAAAGUGGUUCCUCCUUACUGUAUUUGCACCAGAAAUUCCUUUCGCCAAAUACUGGGAUGAUCAGGUCCGGGGGCAUUCUUUGUUUUACCACUACGAAACAGUUUUCAGGAAGAAGAACUGGACGAGGACUCAUGUUCUCUUCGCUAAUAUGGGAGGGUUUGCGCUGCGGUGCACUCCCGAUCCCGAGGAGGGUGAACCCAGUUCGAAGAACGAGAAAGCGACUACGAAAGAUCAAGACGACGACCAGUCCAGUACGAGCCCCCCUUUAGAAGAUGAGACCGCUCUGAUGGGGGGCCCUAGCAUGUUGAAACCAAUGACUUCGGCGUCCUGCUGCGGGAAGCCAGAAAAGCAAAUACAAUCUACCCUCACCGGGAAUCCCGCGAAAAAGUUUGAAGAAGUCUUCUAUCUGUCAGCCAUCGAGGCCUUAAAACUUCUUUGCAGUACAGAAGCAUCUAUACCAGGGCUAGAAAACGUAUCGGAGGAGGAAAUCAAUGCUCGUUCGAAAUCGGAUAUGUUCAUGCGACUCCUUGCCGUGGGUCAAAUUGUCUGGGUAGUUAUUCAGAUCAUAUCGCGGUGGGCCUAUGGCCUGGCCGUGACCCAGCUGGAGGUUACCGUUGUUGCUUUUGCGUUCUGUGCGGUGGGAAUGUACUUCGUGAACCAUGGGAAGCCUAAAGGAGUUGAGCUGCCGAUUCUCUUCGAAUAUCCCGGGUCGAAGGAAGCGCUUGUGAAGAUACUUGGAGAGUCCGCUUUUCCUGACCCUCAAGAAAAACACAAUAAGUGGAAGUUUUACAGAUGCAAGUAUUGCAAUAAAGAGAAGACCCAAAGCCACGGCGGUACCCGAAAUGCCAACAAAAAAAGCAGUGACGGAAAUGACAAGAACCAUGAACCCGCAAAUAAUAACGAUUCAACCGAUGCUAAAUCAGAGGCCAUGCCCAGAAGGGACCCAGAGGCGAAUGCAGACGUCGAAGAAAGUGAGGUAGUGCCCAAAGGGGCUACAAUGACGAUGAUAUGGACAAGUUCUUUGGAUACAUUCACAGCAAUUGUACAAGGGGUACGAGAAACGCUCAAAUCCAGCCGGGGCCCGGGUGAUCCAAUUGGCAAUGGAUUCAUAGACGAAGCAGAAGACCCGAGCAAGUUAAGCAAUGUUCUCACUGACUUGUGGAUGUUCAUCGGCAGUAUGAUCUUUGGGGGCAUUCAUCUCAUAGCCUGGGAUUUUCAAUUCCCCACCUCAGUGGAGAAAUAUCUCUGGUGGGCGGCGUCAUUGUGGUGUACUGCUUGUGUACUGACCGGCACAUUGAUUUACUUGUUACUCAUCAUACUAUUUAAAUCUAUGGACUUCGCAAAUAAAGCGAUGAAAUCUGACAACUCAUCGACCCCCGAGGAUACCAAACCCGAUGACCCAGCCGGACUGGGCGAAUCAGUCUCGAGCACCGGCCCCGACCAAGUCCAAGCAAACCCUAACACAGAGCUUGAUACCAGAUCCAGUCCAGGUCCAGAGAAAAACCCAAGUUGGGAGGCUGAAAAUGCAGCGCCCCCACCCGAGGAUUCAAAGAGAGAUAUAGAAUCGCAGAAAUCACCGCCACAGCGCUGGGAGACGCUCGAGAUCCUUAGGGAUCUAGUAAUAUUUGUUCUUGGUUCAUUCUAUAUUCUUCUAUGGUUUAUUCUUCUCAUAUUGCUUGGUGCCCUGGCGGUAGUUGGUGCGCUUGCCUACGUUGUGGCAAGAUUGUUCAUUGUUGUUGAGAUGUUCAGGACAUUGGCCUUUCUUCCGCCGGACGCUUAUAUUGCUACUUGGUCAUCGGAACUUCCUAAUAUCGGUUGA